AUGGAGACUUCCGGCGCAACUCUGAGGUUAAUAGUUGUCAGGCAAGGCUACCUCGCUGGCGACACAACUUUGACUCCCCAUCGACUUUGCGGUAGCACACAAAGUGCCGGACAGGUCUUCGAAAGCAUCGAGCCUCACGUCGAGCGAAAUGUUGCCGAAAGAAUUAUCCAGCAAAUUGAAGGAUCACCUGGAAUCAUUCUGAGAGCUAUCGACAUCGUACCGACUGGUGAGUACUGGGUCCCUCUUCAUCCUAUCGUGAUGCAACACUCUCCAGUCUAAUGUCGUCCCCGUUCGUUUGGACAGCUCAGCAGUCUCUUGCAUCUACUGACCGCUCCUGGAACGAGCGAAAUUAG
Ceraceosorus bombacis is the source of this 353-nucleotide messenger RNA. NCBI's taxonomy places the organism in Eukaryota, Fungi, Basidiomycota, Exobasidiomycetes, Ceraceosorales, Ceraceosoraceae. The record is from the annotation of a GenBank genome assembly.